Molecule: messenger RNA, 2451 nt
Organism: Naumovozyma castellii
Lineage: Eukaryota; Fungi; Ascomycota; Saccharomycetes; Saccharomycetales; Saccharomycetaceae
Gene: HIR1
Product: Hir1p
Exons: 1
Coding region: 1-2451 (816 amino acids)
Source: RefSeq, a predicted model, not a curated record
AUGAAAUUACUGAAAUUACCAUGGUUGUCUCAUAUAGAAGAAUCUCGAAGCUAUGAAAUUUACACCGUGGACGUAAGUCCCGAUGGUAAACGAGUUGCAACGGGUGGCCUAGAUGGGAAAAUACGAAUAUGGUCAGUCGAUUCCAUUAAACAGAUAGUUAAAAUUCUAUCCUUGAAAGAUGAGGUUCCCAUUGACAAGGAACUGAAGAAACCUCUAGCAAGUAUGAGUAGACACACUGGUUCAGUGACCUGUUUGAAAUUUUCACCUAAUGGGAAAUAUUUAGCAAGUGGAUCUGAUGAUAGGAUAUUGCUGAUCUGGACUUUGGAUGAAGAGAGACCAAUUCAACCAAUCUUUGGAGGAGAGAGUGAAAAGGAACGUUGGGCUGUAAGGAAAAGAUUGGUAGCGCAUGACAACGAUAUUCAAGAUAUUUGUUGGGCUCCAGAUUCUAGUUUAUUAGUAUCAGUAGGUUUGGAUAGAGCAGUUAUUAUUUGGAAUGGAAUCACAUUUGAAAAACUGAAAAGAUUUGAUGUUCAUCAGUCUCAUGUGAAAGGUGUCAUUUUUGAUCCUGCAAAUAAAUAUUUCGCAACUGCAUCUGAUGAUAGAACUAUGAAAAUAUUUAGAUACCAUAAGAUUGGGGAUGCAUCAUUUACCAUUGAACAUGUUGUCACCGAGCCAUUUAAGGGAUCUCCUUUAACCACAUAUUUUCGUCGACUGUCGUGGUCCCCAGAUGGUCAACACAUUGCUGCCCCAAAUGCGACCAAUGGACCAGUGAGUUCAGUUGCAAUUAUAAACAGAGGUACUUGGGAUUCGAAUAUAAGUCUGAUUGGCCACGAUGCACCAACGGAAGUGGUUCGGUUUAAUCCAAGAUUAUUCGAAGUGAAUGAUGGAAUGACUCCUGCAAAGAGAAAACAAGAUAGUGGACCUAAUGACUCAAUGGAAUCGAUUAUUGCAACUGCAGGUCAAGAUAAAACAGUUGUUGUUUGGAGUACAACGAGGGCAAGACCUAUUUUUAUUGCUUUCGAUAUAGCAAAUAAGUCGAUUACUGAUAUGCAGUGGACACCAGAUGGAACAAUGUUAUUUUUAACCUCAUUGGAUUCAUCAAUAACAAUUUUAGUAUUUGAAGAUAAUGAACUUGGGAAAAUUAUUCCGUUGGAGAAAAAUAUUGAACAAUUACAUCGUUACGGUGUCGAUAAGGACUCCUUAGACUUUCCUGAAAGUGUGGAGCAACUUAUCUUUGAAGAAACAGUUAAUAAAUUGAAGAAACCCAAAUUGAGUUCAACAUCCAACCUUCAGUUGCAAGAAAAGAAACCUGAUUCACUGCUACCUGCAAAAUCGUCAAAGGGCUCGGAAUCACGACUUCUGACCAAUGAAACCAUUAAUAUAUUGAUACCAAAAAGGAAGAAGGAUGGCAAACCCAAUAACAAGAUUGUAAUGAAGGAUGGUAAGAAAAGAAUUGUUCCCACCCUAAUGACGACAGUUGCAACUAGCAAAUCCGAAUCCGACAUUUUAACUAAACCGACAUUAAAAAAGAAGCAGCCUUCUAAAGGAGGUUCUACACUUUUAGGAAUCUCUAGCAUCGGUUCAUCUGGAUUUGAAGAUAAACUUGGAAUAUCGUCCAUCCCAAUUCCAAGAUUAGGUAUUCAUUCAUUGAUUAUGGGUGUUAAUGAAAGAAAUAUUGACAAAUUUGCCAAGAAUGAGGAUCAAGAAAUUGAAGAAAUUGAAAUUGAAAAUAAUGAUACUACAGAUGACGAUAAUGAUAGUGAUGAACCGCUCCUAACUUUAAAUUCAAGACUCACUACCAAUAAAAUUUUAAGUGAUGAACCGACUUUCAGAUAUUUGGAGAAUUCCGGUGUUAUUCCAGAUGUUGAUACUGUGGUGUUACAAAAUGGUAAUCUAGAAAAUUUUCGUGUCCUUGAGAUUAAAAAUGGUGUCGAGAGGUCCAUUCAAUUUGACAAAGAGGCAUUAUAUGAUAAUCCUACGAAAUUGGUGGGAUAUUACCAAGGUAAGAUCUGUCUAACCGCCUUCCUUCCAGAAGUUGUUAUUACUGCAGUUGGAUCAUCCCAUUGUCAGUGCUGGUGUCUGAGUACAGCCGAAGGAUCUCUUUAUAUCAUUGGUUAUAACGGUCAGUAUAGAAGUCCAAGGAUUAGCGUUGGUCACAAGAUAAUCAAGAUGAUCAAUCGAGAGAGAUAUCUCAUAGCAUUAACUGAAAGAGGUCUUUUCUAUAUAUGGGACAUAGAGGAUUUGAAACUUGUGUCGAAGAACAUCCCCAUUUUACCAAUUUUAAACAAUAUCCCUUUCAAAGGGAACAAAGUAAGAACUUCGAGGAAAAUUCGUCGUUUUUGGAUCGAUAUGGGAACUCAAGAGCUUAUCGUGGAGUUCAAUGAUCCCGAAGGGAAAUAUCAGUGGAAAAGGGAUCUAGGAUGCUGGGUAGAGUAUCAAGAGACGGUGUGA